Lytechinus variegatus (green sea urchin) is the source of this 1965-nucleotide messenger RNA. RefSeq lists its product as uncharacterized. The record is from RefSeq and is a predicted model, not a curated record. Lineage: Eukaryota; Metazoa; Echinodermata; Echinoidea; Temnopleuroida; Toxopneustidae. Bases 1 to 1965 code for a protein of 654 amino acids. The transcript has a single exon.
AUGAAUGUGCACCUCUUUGGAGCUGCCUCUUCGCCCGGGUGCGCAAAUUUUGGAUUGAAGCAGAUAGCAACCAACAUGGCAGAUGAAAUAAGUCAAGAUGCAGCCAAGUUCAUCCAACGAGACUUUUACGUCGAUGAUGGGCUUAAGGCAGUAGAAACAGAAGAAGAGGCCAUCGAUCUGAUCUCAAAGACCAAGAAGAUAUGUGGACAUGGUGGUCUUCAUGUUCACAAAGUUGUCUCCAACUCAAGGAAAGUGCUAGAUUCAGUUCCAAAGGAAGAUAGAGCUAAAGAAGUGAAAGAAUUGAAUCUUCUACUCGAUCACCUGCCUGUCGAGAAAGCUUUAGGGGUGCAAUGGUGUGUCGAGUCUGAUACUUUCCGCUUUAGGGUGACCUUCCAAGACAAGCCUUUGACUAGGAGAGGUGUGCUGUCAACCGUGAUGUCUGUGUACGACCCUCUUGGAUUGUUAGCCCCAUUGCUGCUUCCUGGCAAGAUAAUACUUCAGGAUCUUUGUAGAACUUCUGCCGCUUGGGACGACCCCCUUCCAGACCUACUUCAAGACAGGUGGAAUAAGUGGAAAACAGACAUUCUCCAACUCGAAAGGGUCUCCGUUGACAGGUGUUACAAGCCGGAAGACUUUGGGGAAGUCAAGAAUGUCGAGCUACACCACUUCUGUGAUGCGAGCAACCUUGGUUAUGGUCAUUGUACUUACCUGAGAAUGAUUAAUGGAAGGGGAAAAGUACAUUGUACGCUUGUGUUGGGCAAAUCCAGAGUGUCACCAAUCAAGACAGUCACAGUACCAAGGCUGGAACUGACUGCAGCUGUUCUGUCAGUGAAGAUGAGCGCCUUUCUUCAAGCUGAGCUAGACCUCAAAAUUGAUAGGGAGGUCUUUUGGACUGAUAGCCGAGUGGUGCUAGGCUAUAUCAAGAACGAGACAAGGCGUUAUCAUGUCUUUGUUGCAAAUAGAGUCCGCCAAAUUAGAGAUGAAUCAUCACCCAAUCAAUGGAGGCACGUCAACACACAAGAUAAUCCAGCUGAUGCCCCAUCAAGAGGACUCACGGUCGAUCAGCUUGAAGCAUCAAAGUGGUUCAUGGGUCCAGACUUCAUUUGGGAAAGCGAAAUUCCGGAAGAAACUGAGGAAGAAGCUACAGUCAUUCCUAAAGAUCCUGAAGUGAAAAGCAACACCCAUGCCUCAGUAAAAGGGGUAGAUGAGUUCGAGUUAAAGCGAUUUGAUCACCUCUCUAGUUGGUAUCGAGCGAAGAGAGCUGUGGCGAACUGCCUCCGUCUCAAAUCAUACCUACAGAAAUGCUGCCAAGCAAGAGGAGAUGGGAAUGACGUCAAGAAAGUUGUGAUGGAACCUCUGACUACCGAACAACUUCUUCAUGCAGAGAAGGAAAUCAUAAGACUGAUUCAGAGGAGGACAUUUGAUGAAGCGAAAUCAUCAGAGAUCAGCAAGCCUCACAACGAAAGAGAAAGAAGGCGUCAUUACAAGGAGACCAGUCGCUUGUAUCCUCUUGACCCAUUUAUAGAUGAUGAUGAUGGCAUCCUUAGAGUUGGAGGACGUUUGAGGAGAUCUGACCUCUCAUUUGAAAGCAAACAUCCUGUCAUCCUCCCUCAAACUCACCUGACCAUCUCAAUUGUACUUCAGCGUCAUAAUGAAUUCUGGUGUCGAUGGAAGAAGGAGUUUCUUUGUCAGCUUCAGUCGCGACAGAAGUGGACCAAGCCACAUCGCAUCAUGAAAAUAGGAGAUGUAGUAAUUAUUAAAGACGAUAACACUCCUCGCAAUGUUUGGCCUCUUGGAAGAAUCGUUGAACUGUAUCAAUCAAAGGAUGACUACAUUCGUAAGGUUAGGGUCAUGGUAGGAGACAGAAAAUUAGACAAUGUGGGAAAACGAAGUAACCCAGUGACUUACCUUGAUCGUCCCAUCCACAAGCUAGUUCUUCUUCUUCCGAGUGAAGACCAGGAAUAA